Sardina pilchardus (European sardine) is the source of this 2380-nucleotide messenger RNA. RefSeq names its product casein kinase 2, beta polypeptide (gene csnk2b). Lineage: Eukaryota; Metazoa; Chordata; Actinopteri; Clupeiformes; Clupeidae. The record is from RefSeq and is a predicted model, not a curated record. Gene Ontology annotation, molecular function: protein kinase regulator activity. Gene Ontology annotation, cellular component: cytoplasm; protein kinase CK2 complex. The transcript is spliced from 7 exons. The coding region runs from base 132 to 791 and encodes 219 amino acids.
CCCAUAGACCUCAACAGCAGUGUCGUGGCUCAUCUAUUGUGCGUCAUCUUGUGCUAAAGGCGAAAAUCGCCAAUCACUUUUACUAGCCUGUAACAGCAAACGGAUACCGGGAGAACCGGGAGUUUUCCAAAAUGAGCAGUUCAGAGGAAGUGUCAUGGAUCUCCUGGUUCUGUGGACUACGGGGAAACGAAUUCUUCUGCGAGGUUGAUGAAGACUACAUUCAGGAUAAGUUCAACUUGACCGGACUCAAUGAACAGGUUCCACAUUACAGGCAGGCUCUCGAUAUGAUUUUGGACCUGGAGCCAGGUAAGGGCAGAGAUGAGGAGCUGGAGGACAAUCCUAACCAGAGUGACCUGAUCGAGCAGGCAGCUGAGAUGCUGUACGGUCUGAUCCAUGCACGUUACAUCCUCACCAACCGUGGCAUCGCCCAGAUGCUGGAGAAGUACCAGCAGGGAGACUUUGGCUACUGCCCCAGAGUCUACUGUGAGAAUCAGCCCAUGCUGCCCAUAGGCCUUUCUGACAUCCCUGGAGAGGCCAUGGUGAAGCUCUACUGUCCCAAGUGCAUGGAUGUGUACACGCCCAAGUCCUCCCGGCACCACCACACGGACGGGGCCUACUUUGGCACAGGCUUCCCCCACAUGCUCUUCAUGGUGCACCCCGAGUACCGGCCCAAGAGACCUGCCAACCAGUUUGUGCCCAGGCUCUAUGGCUUUAAGAUCCAUCCAAUGGCUUACCAGCUGCAGCUGCAAGCCGCCUCCAGCUUCAAGAGUCCAGUCAAAGCCAUCCGCUAGGACCCCCAUUCUGGGGACUGGAUGGAGGAGAAGGAGAGAGGGCGAGUGGGUGGGAUGGGGGCGGGGGGGUUAAUUAUCGGUGAUGGAGAGGAGGGGGUGGUGUACCUCAGUUACCACACAACACACACACACAUACAUAUAUGCGCACACACACACAUACACAUACACAUACACACAUACAAACACCCACCCACCACUGCGAGGGCAGAAAAGAAAUGUUUUGUUUUAGACUUAGUGACCUUGAGAGAAGACAUUAAAGUAUCAAGAGUGUGUGUUCUAUAUAUAAAAAAUGGAUGGACGGCUUAAAAAAGAAAAAAAUCAAGUUCUCUUCUCUAGUCACAUGCACACAUGCUCAUACUCCUUGUGUACAAAUACAUACACACACACACACACACACACACACAAACAAUCACUCACUCGUAUACACAUACACACAGACACAUACAGACACUCAUAGCGUGAGAAGGGGAGAGGAUAUCCCACUGUUUUGAAUAUUUGCUCACAUGUCCGUCAUCAUCGCAAGCCCUUUUUUGUUUUAAACCAGGAUGUUACAUUUGAGGUGCAGACCUCGGCUUCUGUAGUGUUUCAGUAUUGUCUCCCAUGCUAGUGAGCCAACCCCCUUACUCCCCCUUAUUACAAUACUAUAGUGCAGAAAGUUCCCUCUGGUUUGUGCCCGGAGCCCCUUCCCCGGCUGUUCCUCAACACUGUUACCGGUUGAUACAAGCAAGAGCCCGCAGGUGACCGGUGAAGGCAUCAGGCUAAAGCCUCCCCCGUGCCCCUCUCUCUCGGUCUCUUGGCACUGUUUUCAUAGUCGCAGCACAGGUGGCGUUCUGGGUGGACUCUUAAAUAGUCAUUUGCAUGGCGUCCUCAGACGUUUCACAGUUGCACUGCUCAAACCACCCAGUCUUAACUUGCCUUAAAAUGCAGUUAGUGGAAGCCCUGGAGUGCAUUGAAGGGUCCCAGUGUGUGUGUUGGGACUGGAAGGCAGAGGCUGUGUAUGUUUGGUUCUUGGCUCUGAUGCAGCGACUCUUUUUGGAGGGCUGAACUGUCGGCCCUUGUAUUGUACCGCUAGAGUCUCUUGUGACGCCUGGGAGUGUUUGGGGCACAUCUGGAAUGCCCCCCCCCCCCCUUUCCCUUUCUCACAAGCAAACACACAUACACACGGUCACAAACAUACAAACGAAUACACACACACACACACACACACAUGUUUAUCAGGCACGCACAAGCACUGAUUCAUAUUGGUGGUUCCUUUGCCUCCAGUAGAACAAUUUAUGUGAGAUGCGCAACGACAUGCCUCCAUGGUGACAUUUUGUGUUCCUCUUCUGUGUGUGUGUGUGUGCGUGUGUGUUUUUUUUCUUCCUUCCUCCUCAGAGUGCAUCAGAUGUUAUUUGUGUGGUAGGCCAGAUGUACCCAGCUUUCUAAGUUUUCGAAAGAAUUACACAUACGACGGACGGAUGGAGUGGACUGUAAUUAUUGUUAGUUUUAAACUCGUUUUUUUUUUCUUUUUUUUUCUGGGUUCUUUUUUUGCUGCUGUUAAAAGAGGAACCAGGGUUCAAAUUUCACAAUAAACAUUUUUUUUCCUAAUA